Actinia tenebrosa (Australian red waratah sea anemone) is the source of this 4476-nucleotide messenger RNA. RefSeq lists its product as uncharacterized. Gene Ontology annotation, biological process: L-arabinose metabolic process. Gene Ontology annotation, molecular function: alpha-L-arabinofuranosidase activity. The record is from RefSeq and is a predicted model, not a curated record. NCBI's taxonomy places the organism in Eukaryota, Metazoa, Cnidaria, Anthozoa, Actiniaria, Actiniidae.
ACAAAAUAUGUGCGAUUAGUUUUUAGGUCGAAAACUGAUAAUUUCCUACGUGGAAUGGCUAUCUUGAAAGCUAAGGAAAGUUACUGUGUGCUUCUAUUAUCUUUAGUGUUUUCCUUAGGGCAGUCUACAACGAAUCAAGGGCUAAAGAAACCUGAUAAACAUUGCAUUCAUAUUGUAUCUAUAAACGUGCCAAGCGAUGACUCUGCACAAUCCACCAACAAUUAUGCCUUCAAAGCAAAUGUCAAAGAAGCUUUUCUCAGCAAAAAUCCUGGCUUAUUUCGUAUAAAACAUGGAGGAUUUUUGGGAAUCAAGGAAACUGUUGCAAUUGAAUCUGCGAAAAAUCCUGGAUACUACCUUCGUCACAAGAAUUACAAGUUCCAUCUACAAAAGGCUAUCAACUCUUCUUUUUUUGCGAAAGAUGCUACAUUCUACCUUUUAAAAGUCCAGAACGAUCCACCCUUGUAUGCAUUUGAAUUAUAUGGCCAUCCAUCGUGGUUUAUUAUGCAUAAUAAGAAGAAACACAUGUUAAUGCUUGGUCAUGUAAGAGGGUCAGAAAAUGAAGUAAUGGAUUCAACAUUUGCCUUCAAAAAAGUCCGCUGCCUUCAGAAACGUAGACAAGGACAAGUACAAAAGAAAACUGUGGUUGUUGGCCAUGGCUCAUUAAUGGAAGACCAGUCUGACGAUGAUUCGAGUGAUAUGGAACAUAACGAAGAAUAUGUUAACGACAAAAAUGCUAAAACCGCUCCUGCAUUUCAAACCAGCAUUAACGAAGUUGUCAUGAAAAGUGGCGAGAAAGAUGAACCAAACACGGCUUCUGUAACCGUGGCAACGGCAGAAUCUGGAAAUGUGGCCAAAAAAGAGCAAGAUAUCAUACACGAAGUAGAACAAGCAUUUAACGCGUCUCGCCCCCAACAGAAUGGAAGAUCAUUAGAUGUCAUGGAAAAAGACAUAGAAAGAAAAGUAAAUGAUUUAGCUUCAUCUUUGUAUGAGCAAGAUAACAAAAAGGCAUUUACUGACGAGACAAAAACUGCUGACGUAGUAAUACAGGACAAUGAUGUGGACAGUACCAGUACUGAACCUGAUACACAAACAGUAGAUCAGGAUGUUGUCAUCAAGACUGAAGAAUCUGCGUCUAAAAGUCAUGUUCUACCAGGCCGUUUCGUCCAUAGCACACAAGUACAGAAGACUAAUAAACCCACUCAAUUUAGUAAAAAAGAACUGAAGACUGUAAGCUCAUACAAAUUUACAAAAAAUGACAAAGCAAGUUCAAAUGUUGUGAAAGGCAGUCCAAAGCUUGUCAAUGAGCACUACGACAUUAUAGCCCGGGCAUCCCUUGCGAUACCCGAGGGAGCUAAAGAUAAACGACAGAGCAGGAUGAUGGGAUCAAAUGGCGAGCCAAAAGCAGACAACAACAAUCAGAUAAUCAAUAACCAAAACCAAAUCAAACGUUUACAAACGAAAAUAGAAAACACUAAACAACUUUUCGGCAGUCUGGGUGAGAGUGUGCACAUAGUAAACACAUCAGUUGCAAGAACUGACCACCAGGAUAAUCAUCCUUUACACAGCACUUCUUUGCUAAACAAUGAUAGCAACAAACUGAAGCCAAACGCAACUAAACCCUUUCAUCGAUAUAAUCCCCAGCAAAGGCUAAAUGGAACGCUUGCCACAAACGGAAGACCAGUGGUUUAUUUUUCAGAAACUUGCCAGAAUUCGCUGCCCAACGUUUGUGAGGUAUGGGCACAGAAAAGGUAUUGCCUGACUUUUAACGAGCUGAUGAAGCGUUAUUGCAGGAAAUCAUGUGGGCUUUGCGAUCCAAUUGUUACAACGGGUUUUAGUCCGUGCGACAAGUCGUGUGGAGGCGGCAUCCGACUGCGCAUGAUCAAAGUCAACAAUAGACAAGUACUUCAACGAAGAGCCUGCAAUACACACGAAUGUCCAAUCAAUGGUGGCUACACUCCAUUUUCUGACUUUAGUGAAUGCAGUGCCACCUGUGGCAGAGGAUUGCGCUACAAACACAGAACCUGUACACAACCCCCGCCGCAGUUUGGAGGAAAAGACUGCACAAGACUUGGAAGCCCCAUUAAAACCGUUGAAUGUCAUGUGGCUAAAUGUGAAGUUAACAACGAAAAGAAACUCAGUAAGGAGACUAAGGAAUCACAUUCUCUGAAGCAAGCAAACGAUGACUAUGAACACAUGCCAGAAUAUCAUGUGGAGAAGCUAAGCAAUGGAGGAUACACAGUAAAAAUAGACACCCCUAAAAAGCUAAAUUCUGGAAUAAUUAAGCAUAUCAGCGGCAAUUUGUAUCAAUAUGUAGACAGACAUGGAAAAAAGAAAAUUGUACGAUUAAAGGGAAGGCACGGUAAAUCGUUUCAUGAUCACCACGUUUAUCACAAAGGAAAACCAGUGGCAAAGCUCAAAUGUGGUGAUUCAAAAUUCCCAAAGUAUCACCGAGUGGAGUCCAACUUUCCACCGACCAGGUCAGGCCUUGACAACCAAAACAGAGAAUUAGAAGAUGAUGAUCCUUACAAGAUGUAUGAAGAUGGAAAAAUUAUGUACGAUAAGUAUGGGAUACCAAGUGGCACAACGGAUGAAGUCGUCAAGUCUUCGGCCUCACCAUACAAAAUUAUUCUCCACAAGAACAAGAACCACGAACUAGUUGUCAGGGAAGAAUGUCUGGAGUCCGACUCGUCUGUUAAUCCUGAUGAUGGUGAUGAUGAAAACAAAGACUUUCAAAAACCCACUCAAGGUUUUUAUGGUUACAAUUUUGACGAUCCCACUCAUUCAUAUGGGUCAUCCAAUCUAAUAGCUCAAAACACUUUGGGGAACGAAGUCAGGCAGGCUAUGGGAAGCAUAGGAAGAGCAAUUGACUAUGAUACAGAUGCUAUAGCAACGAGUUCUUUAAUGCAAAAAGAGGUACCAAAACUUACGUUAUCUGAAGAACUAGUAGCCGAAAAUGAAGAAGCCCUGAAAGAAAGACGAUACGAAGAAAACAUGGCUAGAAAGUCCACAGAUAAUUAUGCUUUUUCGUGAUAAGCAAUAUCAGUUAAGAGUCAGUUUUCAUUUAUCUUCGCAAAGAAUUCAUUCCUUUUUCAUGGAUUUGCUAAAAGUUUUCAUCAUUAAAAUAACAAGUAUUGAUCAUGUAUACAUGCAAGUCAUGCAGUGAUUUUGAGUGACAUACCAUAAAAUGGGUACAAGUAACAAAUAGAAUACUUCAUACCAUGAGAAAGCGAUAUUUAUCAAUUAGACAACAGAAAGUCGCGCGCCCAUGGCGUUAUAGACGCACGAGAGAAAAUAUAAAGAACGAUUAACAAGCGUCAAGAGUGUCACGAGGCGUAGUUCUUUAUAUUUUCUCGAGUGCGUCUAUUACGCAAUGGGCGAGCGACUUUCCGUUGUCUAAUUGAUUUAUAAUAUAGUUAGAAUCAAGAAAAGAUGAACCGUGCAGCCCAUGGGGAAAUAGUUCAUAGAUUUCCAACCAAUCAGAGCGCGCGUUAUAGCUAAAGUAUGUUAAAAUAGAUUGUAAUCUCUCUUGUCUACCAGGUGACAAUUGGAAUAUUUCAUGCCACAAGGAAGUAAUUUAUAUGACUAUUUUAUCCCACUCCAAUAAGUAUACAACUAGGCAACAAUGCCUGAUGGGAGUAACGAUAUCCUGCAUUCUGAUUGGCUAUAUUUUUAAUGGUAUGCCUGUGAGCACCAGUUUGUCGAUAACGUCUACAAAUGGUUUACUAUAUACACCUAAUUCAAAAAAACGUUGUCGUCGCCAAAGGCGAUAGGUCAUUCCGAAUGGAAAUGGCUUCCUUGAAUACAAAGACAUCGAAUCAAUCUCAGCACGAAGGUCCAUACUCUUGACGACAAGAAGAAGAAGAGACACAAGUCAUUCCAGCUAUUCUUGGAUCUUGGAAUGACAUAUACAUAUAUCCUAUCGCUUUUCGCCUAUCAUCUAUUACCUAUCGCCUUUGGCGAUGACAACGUUUUUUGAAUUAGGUGUAUAACAGAAAUAAAUAACGAACAACAACAAACCAAUACGAAAAUGUAACUAAAAUGUACACAAGGCGAUACAAAUAUCAUGUGUUUAUUCAGGUUUUUCAGGUCAGACGCUUUUAGCCUGCGUUGUAAUGAUGAUCUGGCAAAACUCCCGUUUUGAGCCAAAUUUGGUGCUUUCUUCACAAAGUGAACAUGGAUUUUGUAUUUUAGCCUCGUAGUCACACUACCCUGUCAGUGGCUGGCGAUAACUUUAUUUCUAGAUCUGAAUUUCAUUAGUUGAUUAAAAUCUCCAUCUGUGCCAAAUUUGUUGCUUUCUUCACAAAGUAAACAAUUUUGCUAAGAUAUUUCGCCAAAUGCAAGCUUUGGCUUUUUUCCUUCAGUUUGCCUUUAUAUUUUUUGGAGUACUGCAGAUAUGCUAAUCAAUGCUAACAAGUAUUGUGUUUUGUCAUGCAGUCCUGGUUACAAGAAAAUUAAAACUAGCCAUUAGAAAGCGUG